Messenger RNA from Pecten maximus, 4077 nucleotides. RefSeq lists its product as uncharacterized. NCBI's taxonomy places the organism in Eukaryota, Metazoa, Mollusca, Bivalvia, Pectinida, Pectinidae. The record is from RefSeq and is a predicted model, not a curated record. The transcript has 10 exons. The coding region runs from base 38 to 3535 and encodes 1165 amino acids.
ACAGAAGACAGCCAGCGAACAAUACAAUACGGUGACAAUGAAGGCUAUACUAAAUCUCGUUGUUUCUGCUACACUGAUAUUAACAGCCCACUCUCAAACAUGUGAUAUGCAAUUUCUUGGAACUUGUCUUCGUUCGGCUGUGACAGAAUGGCCAAAGUAUAAUGACGUUAUUACACAAUCAGCACAAAGUCAACUGCCCAAUGUUACGUCUGAGGAACUCUCGACACUUUGCAAUGUCACCACUAACCUUGGCGAAUGUCUUGGUAAUAGUUUGGCGGAUUGCUCUAGAAAUCAAACUCUCCCGGUCGAGUUGAUACUGUCAUCCAUAGCAUUCGUAUGCAAUACCGAAGAUGAAUUUUUCGAAAACAACAUGUGCCUCUCUGAUCCAUCUUUCAUCAACGAAACCACAUCCUGUAUGAACAUAGGAGAGUUCUCAAUUUAUGAAACUCUUCAAAACAGCGAACAGACUUCAGAAAUUUGCAGUCUUCUAGAUGGUUCCGUGACAUGCGUGACUGAUAUCACAAAUGCGUACUGUGGACAACGAUCCAGUGACUACAUGACGGCUUAUAUCAUGACGCUCACAGGACCAGUACAAGACCUGCUUGGCUGUCAUGCUCAACAAACCUUGACAGAUACAUCGGACAAAACUGAAGCAACUACCUCAGAACAGCCUCAUGUAACAAGCGACACUGUGUCUGCUACCAGUCUGUCCACAAUGUCUCCAGAAGUAGCAACGAGUCCUUCAAACAUUACCCCUGAACCACAGGAUGUAAGUCCUCAGAACUCGACACCAGAACCUAGUUUGCCAGAGACAGAGCCUAUCACAUCUCCUCGGGACGACACAGUAACAGCGGUUACCGAACAAACUACAAGUGAUGAAUCUACAACAGCCAAUCAAGCAUCAAUAGACGAAACAACACAAAAUACUGGGAUACCAACAAUGUCUACAACUUUUGAAUCGUCUGCUGAGUCAACCACAACAAGUAUUGACAUUGGCCUUACAACCAGUAAUAACGAGGAGACAAUAACUGCCGAUACCUUUGAGUCAGCUAAUUCCACCAUGACAACAACGACCAACACAACCUUUGAAUCAAGUACAACUUCAACCAUGAAACCAGCAACCACAACAACCAUGGAACCCACGACUACCACCGCCAUGGACCCAACGACUACCACAACCAUGGAACCAACAACCCCUAAAAUCACUGAAAAAUUGACCACCACAACCAUGGAACCAACCACGACCACAACCAUGGAACCAACCACGACCACAACCAUGGUACCAACCACGACCACAACCAUGGAACCAACAACUACAACCUCAACAAUGAAGCCGACGACUACCACAACCAUGGAACCAACAACCCCUAAAAUCACUGAAAAAUUGACCACCACAACCAUGGAACCAACCACCACCACACCCAUGAAACCGACAACUACCACGACCAUGGAUCCAACGACUACCACAACCAUGGAACCAACCACGACCACAACCAUGGAACCAACCACGACCACAACCAUGGAACCAACAACUACAACCUCAACAAUGAAGCCGACGACUACCACAACCAUGGAACCAACAACCCCUAAAAUCACGGAAGAAUCGACCACCACAACCAUGGAACCAACCACCACCACAACUAUGGAACCAACAACUACCAUGACCAUGAAGCCGACAACUACCACAACCUUGGAACCCACGACUACCACAACUAUGGAACCAACAACCUCAACAACCAUGGAACCAAGUACAACCACCACACCUAUGGAACCCACGACUACCACAACCAUGGAACCAACCACCACCACCACACCCAUGGAACCAACAACUACAACCUCAACCAUGAAGCCGACGACUACCACAACCAUGGAACCAACAACUACAACCUCAACCAUGAAGCCGACAACUACCACAACCAUGGAACCCACGACUACCACAACUAUGGAACCAACAACCACCACAACUAUGGAACCAACGACCUCCACAACCAUGAAACCAAGUACAACUACCACAACAAUGGAACCAACGACUACCUCAACCAUGGAACCAACCACCACAUCAACCAAUGAACCAAUGACUUCCACAACUAUGGAACCAACGACCUCCACAACCAUGAAACCAAGUACAACUACCACAACAAUGGAACCAACGACUACCUCAACCAUGGAACCAACCACCACAUCAACCAAUGAACCAAUGACUUCCACAACUAUGGAACCAACCACCACCAAGACCAUGGAACCAACGACCUCAACCAUGGAGCCAAUAACUACUACAAUGGCUAUACCACCGCCAAGCUUACCAUUUGAACCAAUUACCUUUGGAGAAGAUAUGGAUUCGGAAACCAGUUGUGAUAAUACCGUUAUUGCCCAAUGUAUCGUUAAUUCUAUAGGGGCUUCCCCUUAUUACACUCAGAUGCUGGAAGCCACAACAACUGGAGUAUUUCCUCAGCUAUCAGCCAAUGAACUAGAGGAGUUGUGCAUGUCGGUAGGUGCAUUAGAUACCUGUCUUGAGGAAGAAUCGAAAGGCUGCACUGGAGCACAUUUAUUGCAAUACACUUCUCUUCGACAUACCUUCAACUAUAUAUGUGGUGCAGGAAAACAAGCUUUUUCGCAAACGGCCAAGUGUUUUGCAGAGCCCGAUAUUGUUCUCGACACGCAGUCAUGUCUCCUGGAACCAUCACAAGAAAUCGGCGCUCUCGUUUCCAUGGUAGCAUCUAGUCCAGACUUAUUCAUGGAAAGUCAACGACUCUGCAGCCUGUUGGAGACCACCAAACACUGUUUCGUGAAUGCUGCCAACAACCACUGCUCACGUGAUCAGGCCCUCUCAGUCCUGAGUUACAUCUCUAAUGUGAUAGAACCAACCAGGAACUUCUUUUUCUGUCCUUUACAGGAAAUCACCCUCCCAACAGAUCAGGACAUCGCUAUCGAAAUGACAACAGAAUCGGCUUCAACCUCGUCUGCAGAAGCUACAACAACCGAUAAAAUGAUACCUGACGAAGCUACCACAGUUCAACAAGCUGCAGCUAAACAGACAACUAUCCCUGAGGAGGCUACUACAACCGGCCUGACAUCUGACCAAUCCACUACCACUGAACAGACAACUGAAGUCGUUACAACAGAUGAACAAACUACAACAACUACACCAGUGUCUGCUGGCGAAGAUACUACUACAAUGAAUCCAAUCAUAACUUCGGAAACUACCACAGUGGAUAUCCCAAUGGAUGAGCCGAAAUUAUGUUUCAACUGUCGUUAUCACGGUCAGUUCGAAUUCAAAAAAGAAGAAAUGUCGGAGAAGGUAGACCAAUAUUGCAUAGCCAAUGGUAUCCGAGGUUUCUGUCCAAUUGACACAUGCAGAUGUGAUGACUCUGACUCUGAAGUUCUAGUCCCCGAAUGUGAGGUGCGCGGUCUUUUAAGAAACGUCCCAGGGUAUAAGGAGUGGUGUGAACGAAUGUGUAACCAGGGGCACUGCAAGAUCGACCCAUGUGAUUGUCAUAUGGUACCGUCACACAUAUCUGACAAUCAAUUGGCUUAAAUCAUUAGUAUAAAAAAAAAAUAUUGAAAUGUCGUCCAUUAGAUAUCUUUUAAGUAGCAGUAUUUUAAAAGCAACAAUGUAUAACUGAUACAUUAGAUAACGUGUCCGUGUGAAUGAUAUAGUAGAACUUCUUAGAAAUCCAUAACUUAAUAUAUUCUGAGCUGUUGAUCGGCUUUAUUUAUUCACUUUUCACGUUUUAUUUAACAGUGCUGUACUUGUAAUGUAGAUUUGCCCCCAUUAUUUGACAUGUUUGACAGAUCACAGGAUGUCAGUGUUUUACAAUAUGGUACACAAAUCACUACUUAGCUUUAUGUCACUGAUAUCCUGAGGUGAUUGUCGUCGCCCGAAUGUCUGGUAUGUUAACAGUAAGUGCAUAAUAAUUCGCAAAUGCGAUAAUAAAGUUUAUUUCGUAUUAAUUUAUUUUCUUAAUUAAAUUGAUAUUUAACAUGACAUUGUCUUGAUUAUGUAUGUCUGAGUUUUGUAAGAAGCUAUUGUUAUUUCAUCAUGAUUAUUUGAAAUAAACUUUCUAUAUUUUUACAAUU